This is a messenger RNA of Gracilinanus agilis (Agile Gracile Mouse Opossum), 594 nucleotides long. RefSeq names its product numb-like protein. NCBI's taxonomy places the organism in Eukaryota, Metazoa, Chordata, Mammalia, Didelphimorphia, Didelphidae. The record is from RefSeq and is a predicted model, not a curated record. The annotation marks the transcript as partial. The transcript has 5 exons.
AUGUGCGAUCGUGUGUCAUGGGUGGCCAUCGCUGCAGAUCUCCCCAUCGGCUCCCCCAUCCCGGCGGUGUCUGUGUCUGAGAUCAUGCGGGGCUGCCGAUUGUCUGUGUGGGACUGUCCCUCAGGGAGAAUGUCUGUCUCGCUCUGGGAAAGGCCCAGGCGGGCCCAUCAGCGUUUGUCCUCAGCCCCUCCUCGGCUGGCCCUGGGGCCCCCCCAAACCUUCAGGACGGAGCCCGACGGCGCUGGCACCAUGAACAAGCUGCGUCAGAGCCUACGGCGCAGGAAGCCGGCCUACGUCCCUGAGGCCUCCCGCCCGCACCAGUGGCAGGCGGACGAAGAUGCGGUCCGUAAGGGCAAGUGCAGCUUUCCAGUCAGGUACCUUGGGCACGUCGAGGUGGAGGAGUCCCGGGGCAUGCACGUGUGUGAAGACGCAGUGAAGAAACUGAAGGCGACUGGGCGGAAAUCCGUGAAAUCUGUGCUGUGGGUGUCGGCAGAUGGGCUGCGUGUGGUGGAUGACAAGACCAAGGUAUUGGGACUGCAGGCAAUGCCUCCCUCCCUCUCCCCAUUCUCCUCCCUGUUCCCACCUCUGUCCCCA